GCCUCUUCGCUCGGAGGUAAAUUCUGGUUUUGAUGAGAGCGCAUCUCCAAUUACAUUCCUGCUGUUGUCCUCAUGCUGCUGAAGCUCUUGCUGUUGAUCGGUGCUCAACUCUGUGAACCAACCGGUGAGUUGCACUUCCCUUUCUUCUUCAUGGUCUCUGGGUGUCUCAAUACCUGGGCCAACACCGGAGGCCUGUGGAUGGCUGUCUGACAUCUGGUGACAGCUACUGAGUGCUGCGUUUGACAGUCAGCCCUUCUCAGCCCAUAGAGGGGAACUCAAUGACCCUGACCUGUAAGACCCAACCCAUUCCACAGAAGUUAUAUGUCCAGCUCCAGUUCUGCUUCUUCAAAGAAGACUCUCCCCUGGGGCAGAACUGUAACAACUCCCCGAAGUUCCAGAUCACUGCCACGAGGAGGGAAGAUUCAGGGUCCUACUGGUGUGAAGCACGGAUAGCUCAACGUAAAGUCCUAAGGAGCAGGGGUACCCACAUACAUGUGCAGAGAAUUCCUGUCUAUAAUGUGAGGUUGGAGACACAGCCUCCAGGAGGACAUGUGAUGGAGGGAGAGAAGCUGGUUUUUGUCUGUCUGGUCACUGGGGGAACAGGAGACAUCACCUUCUUCUGGUACAAAGGGUCCCUGGGUUUAAACCUGGAAGUGAAGACCCAGCGUUCACUAACAGCGAAGUUUGAAAUUCCUACGGUGAAAGAAAGUGAUGCUGAUAAAUAUUACUGCGCAGCUGACAAUGGCCAUGGCCCCAGUCUCAGCGGGCUAGUGAGCAUCACUGUCAGAAUUCCAGUGUCUCGCCCUGUCCUCACCCUCAAGGCUCCUGGGGCCCAGAGUGUGGAGGGGGAUGUGGUGGAGCUUCGCUGUGAAGCCUGGAGAGGCUCUCCUCCAAUCCUGUACCAGUUCUACCACGAGGAUGUCGCUCUGGGAAACAGCUCAGCCCUAUUCGGAGGAGGAGCAUCCUUCAACCUCUCUUUGACGACAGAACAUUUUGGAAACUAUUCCUGUGAGGCCAGCAAUGGCCUGGGGGCCCAGCGCAGUGAGGUGGUGUCACUCAACAUCACAGUGCCUACAGAAGACAGACUAAAACUUACUUCAGUAAUCUUUGAAGCGUUGAUCGGCAUCCCUGUUCUCAUCACUGUGGUCUUAUUGUUUUACUGUUGGCACAAGAGAAAAACAGGAAGACGUUCAGCCAAGGAACCACUCAGGAGCCUUCCCAGCCCUGAACCUCAAGAAUUCACAAUCCUGAACUCAACUACCCCAGUGCAACCACAUCCUGCAUAUGGAAAUGUGAAUGUUGUAAGUGGAAAUGAGGUUUAUUCUUUGGUGUACUCUGUGCAACAGGAAUGGCAAUCAGCAGCAGCAGAAUCCCUGAACACACAGACUGAGGAUAAGGACCCCUCUGUCAUCUAUUCUGGGCUGAAGAAUGCACGUGCUAUGGAUGUGGACUAUGAAAAUGAUGUGGACUAUGAAAAUGAUGUGGACUAUGAAAAUGAUGUGGACUAUGAAAAUGAUGUGGACUAUGGAAAUGAUGUGGACUAUGAAAAUGAUGUGGACUAUGAAAAUGAUGUGUAAAGUUAUGGAAGAUUCUGCUCUUUAUAAACCAUCUAUGACCCCAUGCCUCAGAACCAGUAUAUUCUUCAGAGAUUCUGGGGAAUAGCUUUCCAGUAUGCUCACUCAGGUGCUUUCCUCCAAGAGACGAUUGCUACAUCUAUUGUAAAGUGAAGUUGGCUCAAGCCCUGGAGAGAUCACCCAAGAGAACCAACAUGAAUGCAGGAGUGGGAAGGGCUUUAUUACCAGAACCUGAUUCUUGCUGGUUCCUUUAGGCACAGGUCAAACUGUGCUCUAACUUCUUUUCCUAAGAGGAAACAGGAUAACAUAAAAAAAACUUAGGACUUUGGGGAAGAGGGACAGUGACACUUAGUGUGCACAAAACCAAAGGUUAGCGAUUUUGUGGGAUUGCUCCAUACAGAGCUGUGUCUAUCAUCUUGUCCAAGUGCUUUUUCUGCUCAGAUGGUACUGAACUCCAGACCUGCCAUAUACAUUAAUCAUCCUGUUUCUCCAUAAAAUAUGUGAUUCAUAACAUUUGAAGUCACUGUUACCAAAUUAGAAUUGAAACAAAGUUACAUAAGACAUUUUUGCAGUUAUACUCGAUUUUAGCAUAUUUGUAUGCACAAGCCAAUCUAGAUUUACAAUGAUAUAUAUUUGUGUCACCACAUCCAAAGUGAUAAUAUGGCUUGGAAUUUAUAUUUUAAUUUUAAGUCAAUCAUUUGAUAACUCUUAUAAAUUAUGACAAUUUGAAGCAUAAACAAUAAGAAAUUAAAGUCUUCCCUAUAAUCUACCACCACACGUGGUACCCAUUGUUAGAAACUGAGCACUGUUGCCCUGGCCGGUUUGGCUCAGCGGUUAGA
Molossus molossus (Pallas's mastiff bat) is the source of this 2413-nucleotide messenger RNA. It is a transcript of the gene FCRL1, whose product is annotated as Fc receptor like 1. Gene Ontology annotation, biological process: cell surface receptor signaling pathway. The coding region runs from base 279 to 1577 and encodes 432 amino acids. The transcript has 11 exons. NCBI's taxonomy places the organism in Eukaryota, Metazoa, Chordata, Mammalia, Chiroptera, Molossidae. Gene Ontology annotation, molecular function: transmembrane signaling receptor activity. The record is from RefSeq and is a predicted model, not a curated record.